Molecule: messenger RNA, 1882 nt
Organism: Centruroides sculpturatus (bark scorpion)
Lineage: Eukaryota; Metazoa; Arthropoda; Arachnida; Scorpiones; Buthidae
Product: peptidyl-prolyl cis-trans isomerase FKBP4-like
Exons: 7
Coding region: 89-1507 (472 amino acids)
Molecular function (GO): protein binding; peptidyl-prolyl cis-trans isomerase activity
Source: RefSeq, a predicted model, not a curated record
AAGAAAUAGUAGUGAGAGGGCGCUUUUCGUGUAAAGCAGAAGUUUAGAAAAUUCUAGAUCUUUUGUUCGAUCGCUGUACGAGCCGUUAAUGGAGACCGAAAGCGAAACGCCAGUUCAAGUAGAGAUGAAAGAAGACGAAGGAAUUGAUAUAACUCCUUCGCAAGAUGGUGGAGUUCUUAAAAAAAUAAUUCGUGAAGGUACAGGAGAAGAAAGUCCGUCUACUGGAGAGAAGGUAUUCGCCCAUUAUGUAGGGAAACUAUUAGAUGGAACUGUCUUCGACAGUAGCAAAGAAAGAGGACUUUUCGAAUUUACUUUGGGAAAAGGAUCUGUAAUUAAAGCAUGGGAUAUAGGAAUAGCAACUAUGAAAAAGGGAGAAAUUGCACUCUUAACUUGUAAACCAGAAUAUGCAUAUGGAAAAGCAGGAAGUCCCCCUAAAAUUCCACCUGAUGCAACAUUAAUAUUUGAAAUUGAGCUACAUGAUUGGAAUUGGGAAGAUCUAUCUUCCAGUCAAGAUGGAGGUAUACAGAGAAAAAUAAUUGAAAAAGGAGAAGGAUAUGCAACACCAAAUGAUGGAGCAUCUGUAGAAGUUCAUUUGAUUGGUAAAUGCAAUGAUAAGGUAUUUGAAGAUAGAGAAGUUAACUUUAUUAUUGGUGAAGGAUCUGAAAGUAAUAUAUUAGAAAGUAUUGAGCAUGCACUUCAGAAAUUCAAAAAAGGAGAGAAAUCACUUAUUAAAUUGAAACCAAAAUAUGCAUAUGGAGAUGAAGGCCGACCUGACUUAAAUAUUCCAUCAAAUUCUGAUGUUCAAUAUGAAAUCCAUUUAAAAAGUUUUGAAAAGACUAAGGGUUCAUGGGAAAUGGAUAGUGAUGAAAAAUUGGAGCAGUCAGAAAUAUCAAAAAAUAAAGGAACGAAUUAUUUUAAGGCAGGGAAAUAUAAUCUAGCUGUUAAACAAUAUAAGAAGAUAAUUGAUUUUCUUGAAUAUGAAACAUCAUUAUCAGAUGAUGAUACGAAGAAAAGAAAUAUUCUUAUGUUAGCUGGAUAUCUCAAUUUAGCAAUGUGCAAUUUAAAAUUGAAUAAUUACUUAGAAGCAAUCAAAUAUUGUGACAAAGCUAUCGAACUAGACUCGGAGAAUGAAAAAGGAUACUUUCGGAGGGGAAUGGCAUAUUUUAGUCAGAAUGAAUUUGAGUUGGCGAAAAAAGACUUUCAGAAAGUGUUAAGCAUAGAUCCAAAAAAUAAAGCAGCUCAUAAUCAAAUUCUUAAUUGCAAUAAUAAGAUUAAAGCACAACUCGAUAAGGAACGUAAAACAUAUCGAAAUAUGUUUGAAAAGUUUGCAAAACAAGAUUUAGAAGAGAUGAAGAAAAAUCAAGAUGGAUCUCUAAAGACUGGAGUUUGGAUGGGAGCAGAAAAUGAAAAAAAUGAUGUAACUAUGGUAGGAGAUUCUUUAGAAGCGGGUCCUGUUCCAGGUGAAGAAGGUUCCAUGAACACAGAGAUCGAUAGGGCACCUGCAUAAAUACAAAACUGUAAAAUUAUUUACUAUUAUAGCACACCACUUAUAAAUGUAUGUGUGUUAAGAGCUAUAGAACAUGUGCUGUAUUUUAUUUUCAUUUCUUAAAUACUUUUUUAAUUUUCAUUCAAUUUUUUAUUAUUAUUAUUUUAUUAAAAACCAUUUUGUGCAUUGUUUUCCAUUAAUAUAUAUAAAAAAAAUUUUCAGACAAUGAAAUACAAAUAAAAUGUUCUCCUCUCUAUAGUCAUUUAAACAUAUUACAUAUAUUAUCUAACUUAAUAUAGAGAUAUGUAAAAAAAAAAAAAUAGGAUGAAUAAUUUCUUAGGCAUACAGUUCAUUAUUAAAAAAGUAGGCACUCUUAAGGAAUGACGAUACUUGAAA